This is a messenger RNA of Fusarium subglutinans, 1752 nucleotides long. Its product is annotated as ATP-dependent RNA helicase HAS1. Bases 1 to 1752 code for a protein of 583 amino acids. Gene Ontology annotation, cellular component: nucleolus. Gene Ontology annotation, biological process: maturation of LSU-rRNA from tricistronic rRNA transcript (SSU-rRNA, 5.8S rRNA, LSU-rRNA). NCBI's taxonomy places the organism in Eukaryota, Fungi, Ascomycota, Sordariomycetes, Hypocreales, Nectriaceae. The record is from RefSeq and is a predicted model, not a curated record. Gene Ontology annotation, molecular function: ATP binding; nucleic acid binding; RNA helicase activity. The transcript has 2 exons.
AUGGAUUUCGCCGGCAGCAAGAAACGCAAGUUCAAGGACGCCAAUGGCGUCAAGUCUUCAAAGGAGAAGAAGUCUGUUAUCGUUCCCGAAAAGAAAUCAAAGAAAGUCAAGCGCGCCGAACCCGAGCCCCGCGAAGAGCCCGAAGACGAUUCUUCCAACGAGGAGGAGGCUCUGGAGGAGGACGGAGACGAGAGCGACGAGGCAGAUGAGCAUGCUGAAGACUCCAAGUCCGGAGACGAAAAUGAAGAGGAGGAUACCGAGGACAACACAGAUCUGCCCGAUGGCGGAAACCUCACAUUACCUCCAGUUGCUGGAGCUGAGUCGCAAUCCUUCGCGGAGCUGAAUCUUUCCGAGAAGACCAUGAAGGCCAUCAAUGAGAUGAAGUUCACCAAGAUGACUGAGAUCCAGAGGAGAGGUAUUCCUCCCUCGCUGGCUGGUCGCGAUGUUCUUGGUGCUGCCAAGACUGGUUCUGGAAAGACUCUAGCCUUCCUUAUUCCCGUCAUUGAGAUGUUGAGCUCUCUGCGAUUCAAACCUCGCAAUGGUACUGGUGUCAUUGUUGUUUCCCCAACCCGCGAGCUGGCUCUCCAGAUCUUUGGUGUUGCCCGUGAACUCAUGGCUCACCACUCACAAACUUAUGGUAUUGUCAUCGGAGGCGCAAACCGUCGCGCUGAGGCCGACAAGCUCGCCAAGGGCGUUAACCUGCUCAUUGCCACCCCUGGUCGUCUGCUCGACCAUCUGCAAAACACACCUUUCGUUUUCAAGAACCUGAAGUCCCUUGUUAUCGAUGAGGCGGAUCGAAUUCUCGAAAUUGGUUUCGAGGAUGAAAUGCGACAGAUUAUCAAGAUCCUCCCUAAGGAGGACCGACAGACAAUGCUUUUCUCUGCUACCCAAACAACCAAGGUUGAGGAUCUUGCCCGUAUCUCGCUACGUCCUGGUCCUCUGUACAUCAACGUCGAUGAAGAGAAGCAAUACAGCACUGUGGAGGGCCUGGAGCAGGGUUAUGUUAUCUGCGAUGCCGAGAAGCGAUUCAAUCUUCUCUUCUCAUUCCUCAAGCGUAACCUCAAGAAGAAGAUCAUUGUCUUCUUCAGUAGUUGUGCUUGUGUGAAAUACCAUGCCGAACUCCUCAACUAUAUCGAUAUUCCUGUUCUUGAUCUCCACGGCAAACAGAAGCAGCAGAAGCGAACUAACACCUUUUUCGAGUUCUGUAAUGCCAAGCAGGGCACUCUGAUCUGCACUGACGUUGCCGCUCGUGGUCUCGAUAUUCCUUCCGUUGACUGGAUUGUCCAAUUCGAUCCUCCGGAUGACCCCCGCGACUACAUUCACCGCGUCGGUCGAACUGCGCGAGGCAGUAACAGCAAAGGACGAUCUCUUCUGAUCCUUCAGCCUAACGAGGUUGGCUUUUUGUCGCACCUCAAGGCCGCCCGUGUUCCCGUCGUAGAGUAUGACUUCCCCAAGAUCAUCAACAUUCAGUCUCAACUCGAGAAGCUCAUCAGUUCAAACUACUACUUGAACAAGAGUGCCAAGGAUGGUUACCGCAGCUAUCUUCACGCCUACGCCUCUCACUCGCUGCGCAGUGUUUUUGAUAUCAAUAAGCUCGAUCUGGCCAAGGUCGCCAAAAGCUUUGGCUUCACAGUACCACCGCGUGUUGAUAUCACCCUCGGUGCUAGCAUGAGUAGGGACAAGAAGCAUCAGGGACGCAGAGCAUACGGUAGUCAGCCACGACAGGGCCAGGGUAACAAGUUCACCAGGUAG